ACCUUUCCUGCCUCUGGGGCAAUAAGUGGUGAAACCCAGAUGUUUCAACAUGGAGAUGGCCCAACCGGGCGCCACGCCACGCAGAGCACUUCCCCUGCUUCCCGCUGCAGCUCGGCUCUUCAGUGGGAAAACCUCCCGUGUUUUGGACACACUGGAAAGCCGCAGCCCCUCAACCCUCCUUUGCUCCCGCAGAGCUGGCUUUGCUGGGUGACCCCUGCAAAUCGCCUCCACUCUCUGCAGAUCCCGCGGGGCUCUGAAGACGUGACCUGCAGCGAGUUCACGUUGGCCACCAUCAGGUGAGGACAUAACCCGCAUUCCUGGUCCUCACAGCAGCUUGUCAUUCACAUCCCGAAGUUGCUCCGUGAGCUCCAGGCUUUUUUCUGGAUGAGCCGUCCUGUGGGCAGCAGGGCUUGGUGCGCUUCAAGCUUCCCACCAGCAGCAGAGCCAAGGUAGUGGUGCACCAAGAGCUGCUCCUCCUCUUCCUCCUCCUCCUCCUUCGCCUCCUCCUCCUCAUGCUGCUUCACACUCAGGCGACAGCGACUUCCUGGCAUUGCAGAGAGCUUCUCAGCAACCGUUAGGAAAGAGCUUCUCGUUUCAAGGGAGAACAACUUCAAAGAGCUUUGCCUUGCACAAGUCCUUCUGCUCAGAUGCCUCCCAGCAGGAGGUGAGCGCGCAGGAAAGUGUCUGCUGAUGGAAAAUGGCGCAUCUGGAGGGGAAAGAGGCUAUGGUGAGGCACCUACAGGCAAAGCUUCAGGGCAAGAGGAAAGACCCUCCUGAAGGGGGUGGCUGGUGGGAGAGUCGCUCUGCAGCAUCCCCUGCGACAGAGCCGGGACAGACCCCCGCGCCGGGCUCCAAGGGCGAACCUCCUCCCGAGCAUCCCCGCAGCAGGAGGGUGGACUUCAGCAGAGCUUCUCCAUCUCACAGCAAAGGUCCGAGUGUGGGACAGCAUUCGCCUCCUCAGCCCGCCUGUGAGACCCCGGGCUGGAUGGUGCGACUGAAGAAGGGGAUUCCUCAAGACACCAGCUGCCACCCGGCCCCUGCAAAGCCAGGAGGUGGAGACACAUCGAACAAGGAGGGGGGAGCCACCUCCAACCGUCCCCAGAGAAACCCAGCCCAGCAGCCAUGGCCACUCGCCAAAGACAAGGGUGCUCCGGUGGUUCCUGCCAAAGGCACAGCUGUCACAGCCUCCCUGGAUGCAGCGGGGAGCCCCCACAGGACAGGACACCCAUCUCUGCCUCGCAGGAAGCCUUUGCCACACGUCAAGGUGCUGGGAGCGAGGCCGGCCAAGCCCAGGCGCCCGCCUGUUGUGGAUCUGGAGAAGUUUGGUGCUGGGAAGCUCAUCCAUCCUGCCACGGAGCCCCCAAGGAGCGCUCAACCAGGUUAUGUGAAACCAGGCCAUGCUGUGUCAGCCCUGGCGCGGUCACCACCACAGGGUGCUCCCAGUGACACGGGGGAUGAAGAGAUCUAUGACGACGUGGAGCCCAUUGGGCUGCUUAGGAGAGGCCAAGGCUUUCUGCUGCCCCCCGUGUCCCAGCCACCAGCACAUCCUCGCCCCGGCGGAGGUGGAGAUGCUGGUCAAGCCUCUAACAGGGUUGCCUUGCUGGCUGCUACACAGAGACAAGCCCAGGUCCCCCGGAAGACGAAGCCAAUGACACUCAAGGAAUGCAAGAAAGAAGAGAAGGCAGACAGGGAGUUUCAGAAGAAAUUCAAGUUUGAAGGAAGCAUCAACGUCCUGACUCAGAUGAUGGUUGACCCUGCAGCAACGGAGAAGAGGGGUGGAGGGAAGAACCUGCCACUGAGACGUGGAGAAAUCCUUGAUGUCAUUCAGUUUACAAAUCAGGAGCAAAUCCUCUGCCGAAACAGCCAGAGGAGAUAUGGCUACGUGCCCCGGGCCGUGAUGCUCCACCUGGACACUGACAUCUAUGAUGACGUUGAGAUUUACGGCUGAGUAAUCCACGCUAAAGCCAAAGGCACAAGACAGCAUCAACACAGACCUCCCCAAGGACCAAGACAUGAUAAGUACUAUAUGCCACACUCCUGCUCUGGAAGGAGCUCUGUGUCCUCUGAGAUCGCCUGUGAAAGGAACAGAGAGAGCCUGCGAAAGCCACCGUGUCCCUGCCGAAACAGCGGUGAGGCCACGCAGCACCCUGCAGGGCUGCGAGGAGCCUGUCCGCAGGAGCCAGAGCCUCCGCUGUGGCUUUGCUUUGUCUGUGUAAAAGAUGGCAAUGGUU
Messenger RNA from Columba livia (rock pigeon), 2231 nucleotides. It is a transcript of the gene PRAM1, whose product is annotated as PML-RARA regulated adaptor molecule 1. Gene Ontology annotation, molecular function: protein binding. The coding region runs from base 698 to 1948 and encodes 416 amino acids. Gene Ontology annotation, biological process: protein localization to plasma membrane; T cell receptor signaling pathway; integrin-mediated signaling pathway. NCBI's taxonomy places the organism in Eukaryota, Metazoa, Chordata, Aves, Columbiformes, Columbidae. The transcript has 10 exons. Gene Ontology annotation, cellular component: plasma membrane. The record is from RefSeq and is a predicted model, not a curated record.